UAAAGUUUGGAUGCUGGCAGACAAAUCAGGAUAUUGCUUGAAAUUUGAUGUGUAUACUGGAAAAAACAACAACAAAGCUACGAAAGAUCUUGGUGCAAAAGUAGUUACUUCACUGGUAAAAGGUCUUGAAGAAAAGGAGCACAAAGUCUACUUUGAUAACUAUUUCACAAAUGUACAUUUCAUGAAAGACUUAAAAGAAAAAGGAAUAAAUGCUUGUGGAACCGUGAAACCCUCGAGAAAAAACCUGCCAACAUUCAUUUCUAGCAAGAAAAUUAAUUGUGGAGACUCUGAAACUCUCACAAGUAGUACCGGAAUUGGUGCAACCAAAUGGCGUGACAAGAAUGAUGUAUUCAUUCUGACAAAUUUUCAUGAUCCCAGUGAAAUGUCUGAAGUAAACAGAAGACAAAAGGAUGGCUCAAAAUGUUUGUAUCCCUGCCCUAUUUGUGUCACUGAUUACAACAAGAACAUGAAUUCAGUAGACAAGUUUGAUCAGCUAAUGGCAAGUUAUAAACUAGAUCGCCGCAGUAAGAAAUGGUGGCAUCGCAUAUUUUUCUAUUUCCUGGAUGCUGCUGUAGUGAAUUCAUACAUCGUAUUCAGGACAUUGAAAAACAACAUGCCACUGAAAGAAUUCAAGAUCCAUUGUGUAGAAGGUCUUCUGGCAACCAGGUUAGUACAGAGGAAGAGAUCAGCCACAAAUGAGUCUCCUUUGGAGAUCAAGAAAUCAAAACCUACGGUUCCAGUGGAAAUACGGAGAAAGGAAUCAAGUCAUCAACCAAAACGUAGCACUCGUAGGCGGUGUGCUCUAUGCAGCACAAAAACCAAAGAAGUACGUACUGACUGGGUCUGCUCUGUAUGCGAGGUGCCUCUUUGUCUGGGAAAAAAAAAGGAGUGUCUCCAGAAAUAUCAUGCUUGAAAAUGAAAAAAAUGUCAAAGAAAAAAAAAAUA
Messenger RNA from Eriocheir sinensis (Chinese mitten crab), 945 nucleotides. RefSeq names its product piggyBac transposable element-derived protein 4-like. The record is from RefSeq and is a predicted model, not a curated record. The coding region runs from base 11 to 913 and encodes 300 amino acids. NCBI's taxonomy places the organism in Eukaryota, Metazoa, Arthropoda, Malacostraca, Decapoda, Varunidae. The transcript has a single exon.